GGUCAAAUAGAAAUAAGUGAAAGGGAAGGAAGAUAACGUCGCUAAGUACGUAAGGGCGGGCUGUCCAUUACAGUAGUGUAGUAGUUUAGGAUAGCCUGUUCACUUGAAAACUGCGUCGGCCACGAUCUCAGUUUUGUGAAACUACUCUUGGUCUGUGUAACAUAACGGCGACCACAAAUUCAAAAUUCACAGGUUUUGCCGCUUUCGUGAGGUGUCGGAGUCCAUGUCAAAGAAAUCCUUCUUUAGGACACGAGAAAAGCAACAGUAACAUAUGCUGGUGUAUUAAAAAACGGCUUUUUCUACCGAAGUCUACGACAUGUCUGGUGAAGCGGAGGGAUUAUGGACGGGAGAAAUCGAAACAAGUUUUCAAGAGGCGCUCGCAAUCUACCCGCCGUGUGGAAGACAAAAGAUCAUGUUGUCAACCAAAGACAAGAUGUACGGUAGAAACGAGCUCAUUGCGAGAUAUAUACUUAUGAAAACUGGCAAAGUUCGAACUCGAAAACAAGUCGCCAGUCACAUUCAAGUUCUGGCUCGGAAAAAAAUCCGCCAGUUUCAGUCAAGGAUCAAAGAGAAGACAUACAUAAACGAUGGGUUACAAGAAAUGAUGACGAUGUCCUCCGCAGAGAUUCUGUCGCCUGUCGUACACCACGGAAGCGAAGGCUACGAAGCCCCGUCAUGUUCUGAUAUUCCGCCGGGUCUUCCGCCAGCGUUGUUACCGUGCUAUUCGACUCCGGGCCCGAGUCAACAUGGACAGUUAAUGGUGGAAAUUCCGCGAGCCCGUACUCCGCCGAAAUUGCAGUUCCCGCUGAUACCGAGGGAGCACAUACCAGGAAUACCCGAAUUUACGCCUCCUCGCACGCCUUCUCACAAACUGGAAACCAACUUCCGAGAGAGUACUUUUCAAAGCAGUUUGACUUGGGAAGUACCUGAUAUUACUCAGGAAUUAAGCUACAGGGAAACACAAGAAGAGCUCUCUCCAAAAUCUGGCAUCAGCGGGAGUCAUAGCAAUGGGAACAUGUGGCGUUCGAUCCCGGAAGUUAUCUACAGCACAAGAUGCAAAGAAGAGCCCGUUAUUUCAACGUGUGUCUUAGGCGUGUCAGCAUCGUCCACUUUGCCGGAGACGCCAACAUUCGAUGACUAUUUGGUGUACGACGCUGACCAAACUUGUCCAUCUAUUGACUUCUCGGACAUGUAAACAUUGGUAAUUAUGAAAAAAAGCAUUUUUAUUUCCUUUCGUCUAUCUUUUAUUUGAAAUAUUCUUGCUGUGUUAAGAUUACGUGUUAUUGUUUGCGUAACGAGUUCUUCAACGGGUUUGCUUCACUCGUUGCAGGACUUGAAAAAAAUCACUUUCCGUUUCGCCAACCUCUUCUUUUGUCUCACAACCUGUCGCAGAAAAGUUUCUCCGGUCGGGUGCUAUAACGUGAAAUUUUAAUUUUGUUAACUAUCAGACCAAAUUAAUGUUAAUUUUGUCUUCAUCAGUGGUGAAGAUAUGUUGCGAGGAAAAAAAUUUAAGGUUGGAACGGAAUUAGCCUUAAUCUAAUGUAAUUUUCACUUGUCAGAUCAAUUGUUUAGUUUCAACCAAAUUUGUUCCAUUUGAACUUUCCAUUCAUUACGAUAAUGAAUUUAUCAGAGCAAAACCAUCACGAGCUUUUAUCGAAGAAGAAAAAGCAAAAUUUAAGACACCUUUUCCCCUCUUUCAAUGAGAACUAAGCUUGGCUUCCGGUUAUUUUUCUUUUAUUUCCGUUUCUGUUUUUUUUUUCGUCCGCUGUUUUAAUGCCACCUGUUAUUCGCUUUAACGGUUGACACAUCAGAUACCCGUGUUCGAGGCAGGGUUUUCUUUCAUGUAUCUUGCUUAUUCAUUCUCCCAAAACAAAAACUACUCUUUACUCUUUUCAUAAGAUCCUUUGUCGGUCACGGUUCACUGUGUAUACUUGUCGCAGCUCACACUUCAACCGGGGCGGCGAUAAACCACCAGUUCUAUUCAAGCACCCUAAUUCUCGCUUGACAGAAGCACGCGCCACCUAGUGUCUUUAAGGCAAUUGUCCAAUCGUAUUCUUGAUACAAAAUGAAGAUUGAUGAGUUUUGGAUCCACCAAGUAAAACCAUGAAGUUUUCUACUUAUCAACUUGGGUUGCGCUAUAUAUAUAUCAAAGGCUAUAUAUAUAUCCAUAAGAACAAUUUCAGUUCAGUAGUCAUUUAUUUUAUUUACAACACCGUAGCGAUGGGAAAUACCAAGGCCUGUCUAUUGUCUGGAGCUACAAGGGCGUACUGAUACCGUGUAAACGCUAAGAAGGCUCAUGGCAGGCGGUUCGUUAGCUAAUUAGUCAAUUUUAGCCGUUGUUGUCACGGUAUACUGACUUUUUCUCCUGUCAACUUGCGCGAUCCUUAACAUCAUUUGAACCAGUUGGUUCCUUUAAGUUGCGGUUGAAAGAAACAACUUAGCUUUAUAGUGUUAUGAUAUGAGAUCAGGGAUAAUCAGUAACUGAACUGAGACCAACCUUGAAUUGCUUUACUUGGUUCAGUCAUGCAUUCUGUCAAUUUACUCAACAACCAACUCUCCUUGAAAAGCGUUCUCAAAGGUCCAGCCCGUGAUAGAUUUUCCUGAUCAGAUUCGCGAGGCAAAUAGAGGUAGAAAUACUAAGGGCUUACUUUUCAUGGAGGAGUUAUAGUAUCAUUGCAUUUGUGCCAGUGUAUAUCAAAUGCCGGUGUGAAUAUCAAAAUGUCGUGGUUUUAUCAAUAGGGACCUUAAGCACUCACGACGGCAAAGCCAAGGAAGGCUUCGAUUAAAAAAUGAAUUUCUACU
This is a messenger RNA of Stylophora pistillata, 2802 nucleotides long. Its product is annotated as transcriptional enhancer factor TEF-1. The record is from RefSeq and is a predicted model, not a curated record. Gene Ontology annotation, molecular function: DNA-binding transcription factor activity, RNA polymerase II-specific; RNA polymerase II cis-regulatory region sequence-specific DNA binding. Gene Ontology annotation, cellular component: transcription regulator complex. Lineage: Eukaryota; Metazoa; Cnidaria; Anthozoa; Scleractinia; Pocilloporidae. Gene Ontology annotation, biological process: hippo signaling; regulation of transcription by RNA polymerase II; embryonic organ development.